Molecule: messenger RNA, 801 nt
Organism: Aspergillus alliaceus
Lineage: Eukaryota; Fungi; Ascomycota; Eurotiomycetes; Eurotiales; Aspergillaceae
Product: nuclear transport factor 2 family protein
Exons: 1
Coding region: 169-714 (181 amino acids)
Source: RefSeq, a predicted model, not a curated record
AGCGCAGUAAGUGAUCCUGGUCUAUAAUGGCAUUCACACAUGUCUGUAUAUUAUAGUCUACAGGUUAAUGUCCGAUACAGGUCCUAAUUCCGUUGCGUUGUUGGAGAUAAAACGGUGUUACAGAUAUGACCGACAACGUUUGAUACAGAAGCACAUAAAGAACAUUGAAUGAUUCAUUGCCAAGGUUACUGCCAUCCUCAUCCUCCACAUAAAGACAAUAUCCUAGCGUCUAUCAUGGCCUCCCUCCCUUCUCUACCCGCCACGUUAUCUCCCGCCCUAAGCGGCAGAGACGCUAUUGCAGACGCACUCUAUCGCUGCGUCCUGGGACUCGACACGAACGACCUGGCCCUCUUUGACUCAGCUUUUACCCCAACAGCCACCUUCAGCAUCAACGGCCAGGUCUCAGAGGGCCUACCAGCCAUCCACACCGACUGCUUUAUUACGAUCGCCAAGUUAGAUACCACCCAUUUUCUCUCCAACAUCCGGAUCAAUAUCGCCGACGACGGCACCAAGGCCUCAGCGACCGCCUCGGCACUCUCGCAACACUACAGGGCUGGGAAAGGGCUCCAGCCCGGCCAACCGCGAUUUUUGGCUGGUAGUCUGUACUACGUGGACCUGGUCAAAGAAGAGGCUAAUGACCUAUGGAAGAUUGAAACCUUUAAGCUGCAAUCUACCUGGGCUGAGGGUGAUUGGGGGGUGAUGGCUGGGAACUAGGAGAGAAUGCAGUUGGGAGAGAACUGUGUAUAUACAGGAGCAGAUAGGAUUUUUUUUGUGUUAAAGACUAUAGGAUCUAAUGAGAUA